AUGAGUGAGAAUUCUGAGGAAAGUGUAUCUCCAGCACCCGAAAGCUUGGAUGAUGCAUCUCCUGAUAAGCAGAUUACACCUUCUACUGUAAAAGAAGAGGUCGAUAGUACGGAAAGCCUGCCUGAAACUACUCAGAUGGAAAAUAAGGUUUCAUCUCCGAUAAACGAGAAGCAGCCUGAGCCUUCAGAUAAAACUUUGGUGUCGGAUGAAUCUUUGGAGCCGGAUGAAUCUGCAGAUGAGUCUCGUAUGUCAAAUUCUUCAGAUGAGUCGGCAGAAAACUCAUCAGUGUCAGAUGAAUCUUCGGAAAAGUCAUCUGCCUCGAGUGAAUCAUCAUCUUCAGAAAAGUCGCCAGUUGGUUCAGAUGGCUCGAAGGAGUCUUCAGAUGAGAUGGAAGUUACAGAGAAAGACAUUGCAGAGAACGAGACUCGGGAGAGUAAUAGUACAGGAAUUAAUACUGCUGAAAAGAAGAGUACAGAGAGUAAGAGUGCAGAAAGUGAAAGUGCAGAAAGUAAGAGUGAAGAAAGUAAGAGUGCAGAAACUUCAACUGCUGAGAAAGAAGUGAAAAGUGAAGAAAGUAGCCCUGUGGCCGAGCAGCUGGAUAAUGCAACAAACAAAUUGGCGGAAAAAGAAGCAGAACAGCAAGAAAGUGCAGCAGAAGAAACAAAAAGUGUUGAUGUGGCACAGUUCAACGAUGUGAUGAAGAUGUUCUUGACAGGCCCACUUCUGCAAGAUGAGACAUUCAACAGCUUGCAGCCCGAGCAGCAGGAGUAUGUUGUUCUUAGGGCAUACGAGGAGAGCACGGGCAUCAAGCCACAUAUCAGCCUCAAUUUCGGGGCGACGACAUCGUACAACAAAUCGAGACUCAGGAAUUCGGACAGGUACCAGCCACCAGUGCCGAUAAAUCCCUUCUGUCUGCGGCCGGACAUCCGGAAGCCAAUGAGCCCGGGGGAGAAAAAGGCAUACUACGAGUACCUUGAGCAGGAGGACAAGACGAACGGCGGGAAAUUCGACGGGUACCCGAUCGGGUCACGUCUUUUCAUUGGUAAUCUAGCAGUCAACACUCUGAAGAAGGAGGAAGUUUUCCGUGUUUUCCACCCGUACGGCCGAAUUGUCCAGGUGAACCUCAAGCAGGGCUUUGGCUUUAUCCAGUAUACGAAUGCGGAAUCGUGCUCGCGUGCGAUCCGUGGAGAGAGUAACGUUCCACUCCAUAAUAAAUUCAUGCACUUGGAGGUGUCGAAGCACCAGAUACAGAAGGCAAUCGAGCGGCAGAACGUGUCGCGGCCUUCUUUGAGAGAUGAGCGUGAGCGGACACGUGAGCGGUCUCCUGUGAGAGACUCAGGUAGAGAUUAUGCAUCAGGAAGAGACUCAGAAAGAGACUCGGGAAGAGAUUAUGCUUCCGGAAGAGACUCUGGAAGAGACACCUCUAACAGAAAUACCUCUAACAGACGUCCUGGUUCGCCAGAGGUGAAGAUUCUGCUCACUAACUCGUCCUCCUCCGGAUUCAACGACCGACUUGUCGAAAGACUGAAAAGUGACGGGCUGGAGGUGGAAGUUGAAACCGUAGAAAGCAAGGUGGAGGAUAUUCCGCAAGAGCAGGUGCUGGACUCGGCAUACAGCGGGGUGUACGCAGUAAUCAGCACCUGUGGGUCAGGAGUGGUCAACAUCAUGGUUUUUGAAAAAGACGAUGAUGGAGGAAUCAAGUUUGACGAGUACACGGGGGUGACGAUCGACGCAGCGAUGGAGUUAGUGCUUGCUGCGAAGGCGAAAGAGUUCGCCCGGUCCUCAGGCAGUGUUGAGAGGGGCCCCGGUUGGCUCCCUGCAUCGUUGCCGAAGGUCCGGCCGCCAAGGGCCCGGUCGCCGUACCGACGCCCGGUGGAGCUACCGGGGGGCCAGCCACGGCGGCGGCGUGGUGGCCGUGAAAGGGAGGCCCGGUACAGGGGGAGCCGCGAGGGUACUGCCCGGUACCCGGAGGAGUAUCACCAGGCGGGACGGGGGGAGGUGCCAUAUUCCUCGAAUUACUACCCGGACCAGAGAAGGAGGGUUCCAAGCGGUGGGUACUACGGGAUGGGUGAGAUGGGCGAGAUUGCACCGCCACAUCGAAUUUCGCGGAUGGCACAGCCACAUCGGAUAACACAGAAUGCACAGCCUCAGCAACCCCUCCCCCAUCCCCAAAGCCAGGGCCAACCUCAGGGCCAGUUUUACAACGGCUACCCCCAGCAGGCCGCCUAUCCAAAUGCAGCCGGGGGCAAUUCGUCCGUCGCGUCUGCCCUCCAAUCUCUGCAAGGCAUGAAUCCAGCCUCAAUGCAGACGAUGCUGAAUCUCAUGCAGCAGAUGCAGCAGAACAAUAGCACGCAGCAGCAGAUUCUCCAGAUGUUGCAACAGUUCCAGAAUACACCAAAUGCAGGAAGUAACCAAUACAUGCAGCCUCAAAUGCAGCCACAACAACAACAACAACAACCACAACAACCAAAAUUUCAACCUCAACAUGUAGCCUUCAACUCACCACAAUAUGCACAGCCACACAGCCAGGCCCCACAGCAUCCUCAAAAUACAGCUGAAAGCGGCAAUAUGCUUGCAAACUUAUUGGGCCAGCUUCAGUAUUCGGCCCCGGGCUCUGCAUCUGACCCCCACAAUGCACAAAAUAAUGCUUCUUUCAGUAACAACGAUCACGCUUCUGUCUCAAAGGACUCCAAGUCCAAGGAUCAAGAUCAGACCGGCGAUCUAUUUGAAACGCUAGCUAGACUCAAGAACAACAUGUGA
Brettanomyces bruxellensis is the source of this 2760-nucleotide messenger RNA. RefSeq lists its product as uncharacterized. The record is from RefSeq and is a predicted model, not a curated record. The transcript has a single exon. Lineage: Eukaryota; Fungi; Ascomycota; Pichiomycetes; Pichiales; Pichiaceae. Gene Ontology annotation, molecular function: RNA binding. Bases 1 to 2760 code for a protein of 919 amino acids.